AUGCAAGCGGCGCUGGCCGAGGCUCUGGUGCGGGAGACGCUGCACUGGGUCGGCCUCGCACAGGUGCUGGCGUCGAGUCGGUGCCCAGAGGUGCCGGCCUGCCCGCCGGUCCCAUCGUGCCCAGCCCUACCAGAGAUCCCCAGCUGCCGGGCCUGCCCGGGUGCGCCGCCGUCCCCUGCGCGGCCGUCCGCGCCGCCCGUCGCGGGCGGCUGGGCAGUCCCCCUGGCGGCCUUCAGCUUCGGGGGCCUCCUGGUCGCGCUCGUCUUCCUGGCCGUCGGGCGCUGGGGCGGCACGAGACGGAUGGCCGCGCUGGCGGCACCUGCACUCCCGCCCCCGGCCCUGGAGGAGUGGGCGUUCGUGUUGUACACAGUGGCGGGGCCCCCGGUGUACCACCAGCGGCGGGUGCUGGGCUGCAGGCGCGCGGCGUGCUCGGCGACAGAUCUCGGCCGCGUGAUCAUCGAGACGCCGGACCUAGAUGUGUACGAGAAGGACUACAGGACGGGGUCCCUCGGCGUUGAUGUGGCACGAGUCGUGUUCAGCAGCGAGCGCUGGCCGCCCCCUGCCACCGUGCCGCGUGCCCAGGUCUAUCGGUUCAGGGACGAGCCCACCGGCCUGGAGUACGCGGCGAUGGGGGGAGCGGCCCGCGUGGAGGCCAACCGGCUCUGGGCCGCCGCGGACGUGGCUGCUGGUGGCGCUGGGGGCCCGAUCCCGCUGAACGAGUUCGUGCCGUUCCCAGAG
This is a messenger RNA of Prorocentrum cordatum, 738 nucleotides long. The record is from the annotation of a GenBank genome assembly. NCBI's taxonomy places the organism in Eukaryota, Dinophyceae, Prorocentrales, Prorocentraceae.